Trichechus manatus latirostris (Florida manatee) is the source of this 927-nucleotide messenger RNA. Its product is annotated as olfactory receptor 2M2-like. Bases 1 to 927 code for a protein of 308 amino acids. The record is from RefSeq and is a predicted model, not a curated record. Gene Ontology annotation, cellular component: plasma membrane. Lineage: Eukaryota; Metazoa; Chordata; Mammalia; Sirenia; Trichechidae. Gene Ontology annotation, molecular function: G protein-coupled receptor activity; olfactory receptor activity. The transcript has a single exon. Gene Ontology annotation, biological process: G protein-coupled receptor signaling pathway; detection of chemical stimulus involved in sensory perception of smell.
AUGAAGAGAGAUAACAAGAGUUCUGUGGUAGGUUUUACCCUCCUUGGACUUUUCCCAGGAACAAGGCACGUUGGCUUCCUCAUCUGCACCAUUCUCCUCGUCUACAUUGUUGCCAUCACAGGAAACACCACCUUGGUCCUCCUCAUCUCUCUGGAUCCCUGGCUCCACAGCCCCAUGUACUUUCUGCUCAGCCAGCUCUCCCUCAUGGACAUCUCCCUCAUCUCCACAACUGUCCCCAAGAUGCUAACCAACUUUUUCUUAGGGAUAUCAGAUAUUUCAUACAUUGCCUGUGGGACACAGAUCUACUUCUAUUCUGCCCUUGGAGUAAGUGAAUGUAUUUUGCUCACUCUGAUGGCCUAUGACUGGUAUGUGGCUAUUUGUAACCCCUUGAGAUAUGUGGUCAUUAUGAAUUCUGAGGUUUGUCUGCAGGUGACCAUGGUGUCCUGGGUAGGAGGGGCAUUUAAUUCCCUAGUCCAAACCACAUAUACCAUGCAUUUUCCCAGAUGUGGCUCAAGAGAAGUUCACCAUUUCUUCUGUGAGCUACAGGCAGUACUCAAGCUGUCAUGUGAGGACACUUCAACUUAUGAGAAAGUAGUGUUUGUGAUUGGAAUUGUGUUCCUUCUCACACCCUUUUACCUCAUUCUAGCCUCCUAUGUUUUUAUCUUCCUCAGUGUUCUCCGCUUAAAUUCUAUCAAGGCAAGGAAUAAAGCUCUUGCCACAUGCUCUUCCCAUCUGAUGGUGGUGUUUCUCUACUUUGGUCCAACCAUGUUUAUCUACAUGAUUCCCAGUGCCUUGCAUACCUCAGAGCAAGAUGAAGGUCUCUCUGUAUUCUAUACCAUGCUCACCCCCAUGUUGAAUCCCCUCAUAUACAGCCUAAGGAACAAGGAGGUUGGAGAAGCUCUGAGGAAAGUUCUGGGCAAAUCCUAA